AUGCUUCGCCGUCGUCUGGCCAAGGACGGCGCGUCCGACUCUCCGUCCGAUGUCCGCGACGUUCCCGAGUCGCAACCAAAGUCGCAGUCGCCGCCCUCCAAGCCUAAGAAGGAGUCGUUUGUCACGAAACCUCGGAGUAAACGGCGCAAUGGACUUAUUUUCGUCUUGGGUGGUUUGUUUGGUGUUCUCGUGGCGGUUCUCUUCGCCAAUCAGCAGGAUGUGAUCAGUUUGGAUAGCUUGAUGGACCUGAACCUCGAGUCGUUGAUGGAUGUCAUGCCCCAGGGGUUGUUGACGGAUGUGCGGGAGUUCACGCAACAUGAACGCGACACGGUCAACUAUGACUCGUUCUCCGUCGGCCUUCACCUCCAAUCUGAGGGCGUCCAUGCCAAACACCCCAUUGUGAUGAUCCCCGGAGUUAUUUCUACCGGUCUCGAGAGCUGGGGAACCGACGCAAACUCCCGCCAGUACUUCCGUCGCAGGCUCUGGGGCAGUUGGAGCAUGAUGCGCGCGUUGGUCCUUGACAAGGCCGAGUGGAAGAACCACAUCAUGCUGGACAAGGAGACCGGCCUGGAUCCCCCUGGCAUCAAACUCCGCGCGGCGCAGGGCUUCGACGCCACUGAUUUCUUCAUCACGGGCUACUGGAUCUGGAAUAAGAUCCUUGAGAACCUCGCGACCAUCGGUUACGACCCGACCAAUGCCUUCACCGCCGCUUACGACUGGCGUCUUUCGUACCCCAACCUGGAGAUCCGCGACCAGUACUUCAGCCGGCUGAAGUCCUACAUCGAAACGGCCGUCCAGGUCGGCGGUGAGAAAGUCACCCUCGCGUCGCACAGUAUGGGUUCUCAGGUGGUCAUGUACUUCCUCAAAUGGGUUGAGCACCCUGACCACGGUGCCGGCGGCAGCGACUGGGUCAACAACCACAUCGCUAGCUGGAUCAACAUCAGUGGAUGCAUGCUCGGCGCUGUCAAGGGUCUUACCGCUGUCUUGUCUGGUGAGAUGCGUGACACUGCUCAGCUCAACGCCUUCGCUGUGUACGGUCUCGAAAAGUUCCUCUCCAAGGAAGAACGCGCGGAGAUCUUCCGCGCCAUGCCCGGCAUCAGCAGCAUGCUUCCCAAGGGCGGCGAAGCCGUCUGGGGUAACGCGACUUGGGCGCCUGAUAACCUGCCCGACCAGCACCAGUCCUACGGCACGCUCCUCAACUUCCGCGAGAGCAACUCGACCCGCACCAGCAAGAACCUCACCGUCACCGAAAGUCUCUCCUACCUCCUGGAUGAGGCCGAACCCUGGUACCGCGACCAAGUGCUGGGCAGCUACUCGCACGGUGUUGCCCACACCGCAAAAGAAGUCGAAGAGAACGAAAACAACCCUCGCACAUGGCUCAACCCGCUCGAAGCCCGACUCCCGCUGGCACCGGACCUCAAGAUCUACUGCUUUUAUGGCGUCGGCAAACCCACCGAACGGAGUUACUUCUACCAAGAAGAACGCGACCCCCUGGUGAGCCUAAACAUCAGCAUCGACACCACCGUGACCAACGGCGACGGCAUUGACCACGGCGUCUAUAUGGGCGAAGGCGACGGGACCGUUAACCUUCUCAGCACUGGCUACAUGUGCGCCAAGGGCUGGCGUAUGAAGCGGUAUAAUCCUGCUGGCGUGAAGAUCAAGGUCUUUGAAAUGCCUCAUGAACCGGAUAGGUUCUCACCUCGUGGUGGUCCAAACACAGGCGACCACGUCGACAUCCUCGGCCGCGCCUCCCUCAACGACCUCAUCCUCCGCGUCGCAGGUGGCGAAGGCGACCAAAUUGAAGAGACCUUUGUCUCUCGAAUCAAGGAGUACGCGGACCGAGUCCAAAUUUUUGAUGAUGAAUGA
Messenger RNA from Aspergillus ibericus CBS 121593, 1866 nucleotides. RefSeq names its product phospholipid:diacylglycerol acyltransferase. The coding region runs from base 1 to 1866 and encodes 621 amino acids. The record is from RefSeq and is a predicted model, not a curated record. The transcript is spliced from 3 exons. Gene Ontology annotation, molecular function: phospholipid:diacylglycerol acyltransferase activity. NCBI's taxonomy places the organism in Eukaryota, Fungi, Ascomycota, Eurotiomycetes, Eurotiales, Aspergillaceae. Gene Ontology annotation, cellular component: cytoplasm; perinuclear endoplasmic reticulum. Gene Ontology annotation, biological process: lipid storage; triglyceride biosynthetic process.